GCGGACUGCGGAGUACCAUGUUUGUCAUGAUACCCAAGGCAAGAAAUUGAGAGGCCAAUUGACUAAAGAGUGGCCACGCCAUAAAAUAAAAUCUUUCGAAAAUAGCCAAAAAUAUUAUCGUAGAAAAAUCAAACAGCAAUUUGUGAAAGAGUGGUCGACUGAAUUAUCCAUUGAGGAAAAAGCCACGUACCCUAUUCCUAAACCACAUCCACUCCCUCUAAAUUACCCCUCUUUGUUCUUCCCAUCUUCCCUCCACUCCAACAUCUUUCCUCUUUCAUCUAGUCAGAUUUAUCAGUAGAAGUGAACUCUGCAGGUUAUUGUUUCUUGUGAGUGUAGCAAUAUGGCUACUUCAUCAGUAUGCAUAGCAGGAAAUAGUUUGUCUACUCAUAGAAAGCAGAAAGUUUUCAGGAAGGAGAUUUAUGGCAGGAAAAUUUUAUUCUCCUCAAAUCUUCCAUCGUCUAGUAAAACAUCGAGAAUAGCAGUAAAAGCAUCCCUUCAGCAAAGGCCAGAUGAAGGAAGGAGAGGCUUUCUCAAAUUAUUGCUUGGAAAUGUUGGGCUUGGGGUACCUGCUUUGUUAGGUGAUGGAAAAGCCUACGCUGAUGAGCAAGGUGUUUCUAACUCAAGGAUGUCUUAUUCUAGAUUUUUGGAGUAUUUGGACAAGGAUAGGGUGCAAAAAGUAGAUUUGUUUGAGAACGGAACCAUAGCUAUUGUUGAGGCUGUAUCUCCAGAAUUAGGAAACCGGGUUCAGAGGGUUCGGGUACAACUACCUGGGCUCAGCCAGGAACUCCUUCAGAAGUUGCGGGAAAAGAACAUUGACUUUGCUGCUCACAAUGCCCAAGAGGACUCUGGUUCUUUCCUAUUCAACUUGAUUGGGAAUCUGGCAUUCCCGCUUAUUUUGAUUGGUGGUCUUUUCCUGCUAUCAAGGCGGUCUCCCGGAGGAAUGGGAGGUCCUGGUGGGCCUGGUAACCCAUUAGCAUUUGGUCAAUCAAAGGCUAAAUUCCAAAUGGAACCAAACACUGGUGUAACAUUUGAUGAUGUUGCUGGUGUAGAUGAAGCAAAACAAGAUUUUAUGGAGGUUGUAGAAUUUUUGAAGAAGCCCGAGAGGUUUACCGCAGUGGGGGCUCGUAUUCCGAAAGGUGUUCUUCUUGUUGGUCCUCCCGGUACUGGGAAGACCCUGCUAGCAAAGGCAAUUGCCGGUGAAGCGGGUGUUCCAUUUUUCUCAAUUUCAGGUUCAGAAUUUGUUGAGAUGUUUGUUGGUGUAGGAGCCUCUCGAGUCCGUGAUCUUUUCAAGAAGGCCAAGGAAAAUGCUCCCUGCAUUGUAUUUGUCGAUGAAAUUGAUGCUGUUGGGCGGCAAAGAGGGACUGGAAUUGGAGGAGGGAAUGAUGAAAGGGAACAGACCCUGAACCAACUAUUGACAGAAAUGGACGGUUUCGAAGGAAAUACUGGUAUAAUAGUUGUUGCGGCAACCAAUCGUGCAGAUAUUCUUGACUCUGCUUUGCUGAGACCAGGGCGAUUUGAUAGACAAGUAAGUGUGGAUGUUCCAGAUAUCAAGGGAAGAACAGAGAUCUUAAAGGUUCACGCCGGCAACAAAAAGUUCGAUUCCGAUGUUUCUCUUGAAGUUAUAGCCAUGAGGACACCCGGUUUUAGUGGUGCAGAUCUUGCUAACCUCUUAAAUGAAGCAGCCAUUCUUGCCGGUCGACGUGGUAAGACAGCAAUCGCGUCCAAAGAAAUUGAUGAUUCAAUUGAUAGGAUAGUGGCUGGAAUGGAAGGAACAGUCAUGACUGAUGGUAAGAGCAAGAGUCUGGUGGCAUACCACGAAGUUGGACAUGCCAUAUGUGGAACUCUUACUCCAGGGCAUGACGCUGUUCAAAAGGUCACACUAAUCCCACGUGGUCAGGCAAAAGGUUUGACCUGGUUCAUUCCUGCAGAUGAUCCAACCUUAAUAUCCAAGCAGCAACUCUUUGCUAGAAUUGUCGGAGGACUUGGAGGAAGAGCUGCAGAGGAAGUUAUCUUUGGUGAACCUGAGGUGACCACUGGUGCUGCAGGCGAUUUGCAGCAGAUCACCGGUUUGGCUAAACAGAUGGUUGUCACUUUUGGGAUGUCUGAACUUGGUCCAUGGUCACUAAUGGAUUCUUCAGCCCAAAGUGGUGAUGUAAUCAUGAGAAUGAUGGCCAGGAAUUCUAUGUCUGAGAAGCUAGCUGAAGACAUUGAUGGUGCAGUGAAGAGGCUUUCAGACAGCGCAUAUGAGAUUGCAUUGACCCACAUCCGCAACAACCGUGAAGCAAUUGAUAAGAUUGUGGAAGUCCUCCUUGAAAAGGAGACGAUUACUGGAGAUGAAUUCCGUGCUAUUCUCUCAGAAUUUGUUGAAAUUCCUGCUGAAAACCGAGUUGCACCUGUUGUACCUACCCCAGCAACUGUAUAAUAACAUGAACAUAUGCUUCAAUUUGUACAAUAUACUCAUCCACCUGAUUGAUUCAGGGUAUAUACAAUAGUUUGAGAUAGGUUAUCAAAAAAGUAUUUUAUGCAUGUGUGUUGUAAGCAGUUUCUGCAUUUGAAAUAGAACUAGUAGUUUCUUGAUUGUAAAUUUGUAAUGCUUUUCUCCGAGAUGUGGGAUGAGUUGUUUCAUUUCCUGCUUUAAGCA
Nicotiana attenuata is the source of this 2641-nucleotide messenger RNA. Its product is annotated as ATP-dependent zinc metalloprotease FTSH 2, chloroplastic. Gene Ontology annotation, biological process: proteolysis. Gene Ontology annotation, molecular function: ATP-dependent peptidase activity; metalloendopeptidase activity; ATP hydrolysis activity. The transcript has 5 exons. NCBI's taxonomy places the organism in Eukaryota, Viridiplantae, Streptophyta, Magnoliopsida, Solanales, Solanaceae. The coding region runs from base 341 to 2422 and encodes 693 amino acids. The record is from RefSeq and is a predicted model, not a curated record. Gene Ontology annotation, cellular component: membrane; chloroplast thylakoid.